This is a messenger RNA of Cryptomeria japonica (Japanese cedar), 1182 nucleotides long. RefSeq names its product replication protein A 70 kDa DNA-binding subunit A-like. The transcript is spliced from 4 exons. The coding region runs from base 1 to 1182 and encodes 393 amino acids. The record is from RefSeq and is a predicted model, not a curated record. Lineage: Eukaryota; Viridiplantae; Streptophyta; Pinopsida; Cupressales; Cupressaceae.
AUGUCAUCUUCUACCAGCUCUCCUGCUCCAUUGCAGCAGCCUCCCCCAGAUACUUUGGAACUUAACGACCACAUUGAGCUUACCCUGUAUGCAAUCCGAUCUAUAAAUGUUGGAGAUGAUAUCCCUUCCCCAUUGCUGUACCUCUUGUCAUUUGAAAAAAUGGCUGGUGAUCUAGACGACAAUGACAGAUACAAAAUAGUCUUGUCUGAUGGCAUGUAUAUGCAGUUAGCCAUUUUGCCACCUAAGUAUGCUGACUUAUUGCAUGCGGAGACAUUGAAGAUAGGUUCUAUAAAAGAUGCAAACACAGUAUACAAAAAGAUUAACAGCCACCUUGAGAUUGUCUUGACUGCAACUUCAGUUUUGAAGAGAUGUGCCCCUGAUUCUGCUGAGCCAAGUAAAAAAACCCACUUCACCCCUAUUAAUGAAGUUCUCACCACCAACAACAAUACUUUGGUUGAUGUUAUUGGUGUUGUUGUCAAUGUCAGAGAAAUUUUUGUAAUUCGUAGAAAGGAUGGAUCUACUGUAAACAAGAGAAUAGUAAAAUUAAAUGAUAUGUCAGCUUUGGCAAUUGAUGUUAACCUUUGGCGGCCGCCAUCAGAACAACUAGGCAAUGACUUGAAGAAUAUGCAUGCAUCUGGAACAUUUGUCAUCCUUGUUGUUCAAAAUGCAAGGGUUGGGUAUCUCAAUGGGAAAGUUAUUAAUGUUUCAGCGUCAACAACUUUCAAAAUUAACCCUUCCAUUCCUGAAGCAGACCCCCUCCAUUUAAGAGGUUGUCUACAACUAUGCCUUGAUUCACACUCUUUGGAUGUGCAUGCCAAAAAUAACCAGUACAAGAGAAUGUCCAUUGCAUCCAUCCUUGAAUGCCUUAGCAUUGUGCCUGAAACCAUUGAGACUACUAUUACAGCUGUCUUGCAAUUCAUAAAGCGUGAACAGUUUUAUUAUACAACUUGCCCAUUACAAUUCAAUGGUAAAGAAUGUAAAAAGAAAUGUACUAAGCUAGCUGAGAAUUUGUGGCUCUGCCCUAGGUGCCAAACACAAUUCCCUGAAUUUUUGGUCUCUACUGACACAUACAACUCUGAAAGUAGAAUAAAAGUAACAAUCAAAAAAGCGCAGAGGCUUGAUUUUGAAGCUGAGUGCAGCUACUUACUUGCAGAGAUUGCCAGAAUGGGAGCAACUACAUGA